AUGGCAGAUCACAAGGAGACUGGGGUGGUCACAUCCCAAGUUGACCUGGAGUCAACCAAUGCGGAUUUGUCGCCUGAAAAGAAAGGGACCAACGAUGACCAACGGGAUAUGUUUCGCAUGGGCAAACACCAAGAGCUACGACGAAAUUUCCGAUUUGUCUCCAUUUUCGGCUUCUCCAUGAUUCUCAUGGCCAGCUGGGAAACGAUGUUAGGCACAUCUAUCAUCGGCUUGAUCAACGGCGGCACCGCCGGGAUGAUCUGGCUGUACUUGGUAGCCUGGAUUGGCUUCCUGGCUGUCAACACUUCAAUGGCCGAAAUGGGAUCCAUGGCUCCGACAUCUGGUGGUCAAUAUCACUGGGUGAGCGAAUUUGCGCCAAGGACAUACCAAAAGUUCAUGAGUUUUAUUCUCUCAGGCUGGCUCUGCGUGCUCGGCUGGCAGACAGGUGCGGCUAAUACAGCAUUCCUCGCCGGAACUCAAAUCCAAGGCCUUGUGAUCUUGAAUUAUCCGGAUUACACACCUGAGAGAUACCAUGGCACGUUGUUGACGUUCGCUGUGGCCUCAUUCUCCGUCUUCUUCAACACCUUCCUCGUCAAAAAAUUGCCGUUGGUGGAAGGCAUCGUGCUGAUCGUACACGUGUUUGGCUUCUUUGGCGUCCUGAUCACCCUCUGGGUCCUGGGCCCAAUCGGAAAUGCAAGCGAUGUCUUUACCACUUUCAACAAUUACGGCGAUUGGAGCAGCGAUGGGCUAUCAGCAAUAGUUGGCAUCCUCGCGGUGAUGAUCCCGUUGCUCGGCGCAGACGGCGCAGUCCAUAUGUCCGAGGAACUCCGCGACGCAUCGAAAGUGCUCCCUCAAAGCAUGAUCUGGACCACUAUCCUAAACGGUUCUAUGGGUUGGAUCAUCCUGAUCACCUUCUGCUUCACUCUGGGAAACCUUGACGAUGUGAUCGACUCGCCCACCGGUCAGCCGUACAUUGCUGUCUUUUACAAUGCCACGCAGUCUUAUGCUGGCGCAUCAGUUCUCUCGGCGCUGGUCAUCUUCAUGGCCAUUUUCUGCAACUUGUCGAUUACAGCGACUGCCUCGAGACAGCUCUGGUCCUUUGCCCGUGAUCAGGGCAUUCCGGGUGCUUCGUGGUUUGCAUACGUGCGACCUGGCUGGGACGUCCCCAUGAACAGUAUCGUGGUAUCUUUCGUGGUUUCGUGUCUGCUUUCCCUGAUCAACAUCGGCUCCACGAUUGCGCUCAACAACAUUACCUCGCUGUCCCUGGUCGCCAUCUUGUCGUCAUACAUCGUCUCCAUCGGCUGCCUGUUCUGGAGGCGGUUGACGUAUCAGCCUCUCCUCCCAGCGAAAUUCACCUUCAGCAGACCAGUUGGUCUGUUCUUGAACGGAUUCAGUCUCGUCUUCCUGGUCUUCGCCUUCGUCUUCGCAUUUUUCCCCGGUAACCCAGACCCAACGGUUUCUCAGAUGAAUUGGGCCAGCUUGAUCUACGGGUGCGUGAUGAUUUUCGCAGUUCUCCACUAUUACAUCCAGGCCAGGCAUGUCUAUGACGGUCCUGUAGAAUAUGUGCGCAAGCUGGUGUAA
Molecule: messenger RNA, 1578 nt
Organism: Fonsecaea multimorphosa CBS 102226
Lineage: Eukaryota; Fungi; Ascomycota; Eurotiomycetes; Chaetothyriales; Herpotrichiellaceae
Exons: 7
Coding region: 1-1578 (525 amino acids)
Biological process (GO): transmembrane transport
Cellular component (GO): membrane
Molecular function (GO): transmembrane transporter activity
Source: RefSeq, a predicted model, not a curated record